Molecule: messenger RNA, 1201 nt
Organism: Physella acuta
Lineage: Eukaryota; Metazoa; Mollusca; Gastropoda; Physidae
Source: RefSeq, a predicted model, not a curated record
AGAACGACAUUGGCCUUUUAUCGGGUUAUAGACUACAAUAGAAUAAUUAAGGUAUGGUCACACUUUAAAUAAAAUACAAGCUGAACAGUCGUGUUAUUUUUUAGCAAAUAUGAAGUUCCCCAUUUGCCUAUUGAAACAAGGCACUGGACGCCGUGUGUUUACACACCCCAUCAACCCUAAGAUGACCCUGGACAUACAAGUCCAGUACCAUCAGCGACAAGACGGUCUCAAGUCUAGUCACGUGACUGUCUACCUUAACACAAGUACUUUAGCUCAAGGACGUAUCUUGAUCGACCACGCAUGGUCUGUAACACCCCGAAAAGUUAAAGCAAAUAGAACAGUUGAAGUCACUGGAAAGAUCAAAGUUCACAGUAAAUCUAAAGCUAAGAGAUGGUUUCAAGCUCAUGAAGAGGUACAGACAAGAGUGUGUAUGAAUGGAUUCACCUUUGGCCACGAUAUGUCUGUCGAUCUGGAUCUAAAAAAUUGCACUGGUGAAAACGUUAGCAACAAAGUUACAAUCUUUGUCGAGUUCCAUUUUCUAGGUGACAAAGAAGUCAAUGCUGAAUUUAAAAAUUUGAAGAAAAUCUUUCUGCUUAGUCAGAAGAAAAGGUAUCAUGAAGACUUAGCUACUAAAUCAUACAUGGUGCUAAAUGAACUGAUUGACCCAACGAAACUGCUCAGGUGUAUAAAAAAGAGCAAUGCAGGCUUACUCAACAAGAAAGAAAUUACAAAGAUCAAAUGCAUACUGCAGGAAAAGGAUUAUUCCCAAAGCUUACGACAACUGAUGUUCCAUCUUUCAUGCAAGAAAAAAUGGAUUUCAAAGUUGAUCAAUAUUCUUCAAAAACGCGAUCAGAAAAAAAUAUAUUUCUUGUUACAAAUGAUACAAUUCUACUACGGCGAUCACACCCGUGGAUGGACUGCCAGUUACAUUCUGACAAAACUAAAAGAACCUCUAGAUGUUUAUAAAAGCCUACAGAAGCUUGCGGUACUCCUCUCUCUGGCUGUAAUGCUGUCUGUAAUCGCCUUUGUAAUAGCAGUACAUGCCAUCUACACUAGCACAGUAGCCACACAAAAUCUGUUGUCGAUACAGAUAAUACCAGUGAAAUCAGGUAAAUCAUUUCAUUACGUGUUCGAACAACAAAAAAUAAUAUUACAGGUCACGGUAUCUUUUUAUUUAUUACACAUUGUAUUUGUAUCUUAA